UCGUGUUUGUGUUGACGCCGUGCUGCCAACAUAUAAUUCAGUAGCCUGUGCGGGUAAAAUCGCCCAACAUGGCACCAUAAAACUGGGUAAAAAACACGGUUUCAUGCUCCACAGGUGACCGGAGUCAGGCAGCUUUUUUCCCGGGAAACACCGCCGCCUGUGCGGGGUCUGGAGCGGCGACAAUGAGCUCGGAGCACCGGAGCGACAGCGAGGACGCGGCGGAGGAGGAGAGGCCCAACAGCGGCUCCAGCGACAAAGAGGAGGACCCCGACCUGGACGACUCGGAUGCGGAGGAUGAAAUCGCCCCGACAGUGUCUCCUUCGCCCCCGGGGAGCGGUGGGAUCAGGCCGGAGCGCAGAGCGAGGUCCACGGCGUCAGAAGCGGCAGGAGAGCCGCGCUGCGAUCCUGCCGCGUCCACCGCGCCGCAGCCAGGGAGCGGCGAGGCGGCAAGCGCGGAGCUCCGCAGCGGCAACAGUGUGUUCUCCUGGCUGCAGAGCAGGACUAUAAGACGGGGGGUGUUUGUGGACCCUGCCCGGGAUAACUUCCGGACAAUGACCAGUUUGUACUGCUCCAUGAACCCGGCCGCGGAGUCUGUGAACCUGAGCACUCAGACCCAUGGAGCGGUGUUCAACCUGGAGUACUCCCCCGACGGGUCGGUGCUGACGGUGGCCUGCGAGCAGACGGAGGUCCUGCUGUUCGACCCCAUCUCCUCCCGACACAUAAAGACUCUGACGGAGGCUCACGAGGACUGCGUCAACAACAUCAGGUUUUUGGACAAUCGUCUGUUCGCCACCUGCUCCGACGACACCACCAUUGCAUUGUGGGAUCUGCGUAAGCUGAACUCGAAGGUGUGUUCGCUGCACGGCCACGCCAGCUGGGUGAAGAACAUCGAGUACGACACCAACACCAAACUGCUCGUCACUUCGGGGUUCGACGGGAACGUCAUCACGUGGGACACCAACAGGUUCACGGAGGACGGCUGCCCGCACAAGAAGUUCUUCCACACGCGGUACCUGAUGAGGAUGCGCCUGACGCCCGACUGCUCCAAGAUGCUCAUCUCCACGUCCUCGGGGUACCUGCUGAUCCUGCACGACCUGGACCUCACGCAGUCUCUGGAGGUCGGCAGCUACCGCAUGCUGCGAGCCCGGAGGACCCCCCUCAGCUCGGACGGAGGCUCGUCAGCGUCUCGGUCGGCAGGAACUCCUCGUCACGGAAACGACUCGAGCAAGAUCCACGCUCCCAGAGAAGGUCUGUCUCCCAGGAACAGUCUGGAGGUUUUGACUCCAGAGAUCCCUGGAGAGAGGGACAGAGGGAACUGCAUCACGUCUCUGCAGCUGCACCCGAAGGGCUGGGCGGCGCUGAUCCGCUGCUCCAGCAACAUGGACGACCAGGAGUGGACCUGUGUGUACGAGUUCCAGGAAGGCGCCCCCUCUCGCCCACUGGUCUCCCCCCGCUGCUCGCUCCGCCUCACUCACUACAUCGAGGAGGCCAACGUGGGCCGGGGCUACAUCAAGGAGCUGUGCUUCAGCCCCGACGGGCGGCUCAUCUGCUCCCCGUACGGCUACGGCGUGCGGCUGCUGGCCUUCGACGAGAGCUGUGGCGAACUGUCCGACUGCCUGCCCGUGCAGACCUCCGUGCUGAGGGAGAUCCGCUCGCUCUACUCCCACAGCGACGUGGUGCUCACCACAAAGUUCUCCCCCACGCACUGCCAGCUGGCCUCAGGGUGUCUCAGCGGCCGCGUGGCCCUCUACCAGCCCAAGUUCUAACGGAAAGAACCGCGAUCUGCAGACCUGGGGCAGAAACACUGAUCAGGGUUCAUGUGCAAGUGGAGAAACGUCCAGAAAUAGUCGAUUUCUACGAUUUCUCUCUACCAGCCCAAGUUCUAACAAAAAGAACCACGCUCUGCAGACCUGGAGCAGAAACACUAGUCAAGGCUCAAUCACUCAAUCUUCAUUGGUUCAUGUGCAGGUGCAGAAAAAGAGUCAAUUUCAAAGGUUUUAAACUCCUAAAAUCUAAAAUAUGCAGAUGUCUCUUGUGCAAAGACUAGGAUUAACCAGGACUGUACGCUACUUAGUUAAAAACGUUUAAAACUUGGCACAAAAAUGAGUCAAAAGCACGACUUUAAACCUUGCUUUUGCAGAAGUUGCAGAAGAAGUGUAUGACUAAUCAACUUAGGAAGUAUACCAAAUCCACAAAUGAGUCGAGUUUAAAAGGGUCAGCAACAACAUUUAUACCAAUUAGUUUAAUUAAAUUGACAAUAUUGAGUUUAAUCGCCAAUAAUUCUGCAAAAAAAAAACACUUUAAACUUUGCGUUACUUGGAAAAACGUCCUUAAGCAUAAAAAAAGGAAUGAUCUACUAUAGAAAUAACCCAAAACCACAAAGAAGUCACCUUGUAAGCAGCCAGAUCUAAUGUCUAAUUGUUAAUAUGGAUUUUUUUGGUAUACUGAAAGCAAAACAAUCGAGGGAUAUUUCCCAAUAAAUCAAAAAUCUUUAGGAUCCCUGAAUUACUUUUCCUAGCAUUUGUUUUAAAGUGCUCAAUUGGACCAGAAGUCUGGAGUAUUUUAAAUAUUCUGCCUGAUGUGUGAUGUAAAAGGAAAUAUUUAGGUUUCUCUGCCACACAACUCUUCAAAAGCUCCUUCAAAAAGAUCUAAAGAUAUUCAACUAAAGUUCUUCUGAACCCAGGUCUGCAGCUGUGACACAAACUAAAGAGGAAGAAGAGGAGGAGUGGAUUUAAACUUUAAAAACGACAUUUUUGGGGCUUUGCAAACAGACUCCUGAAAGCCCGACUGUUGAAGCUUAAAAAAAAACGUUGUGGAUUUUUUUUCGUACUAAAAUCGGGAGGAAAACUGAUUUUGGAGACUUCCAGAUGUUUCCGUCUCGGGAUACAAACACUAAAAAUGUUAAUUUAACAACAACAGGAAGUGGCUGCGUGACGCCUUCUCUCCACAGGUGCUCCAAAUCUGACCUUCGUAGUUAAAGGACCUCAUCACACACACACACACGUUUCUCUUAGUUUUUACUGUUUUUUUUAUUGUUGUCCGCACUUGUUCACGGUGUUUGUUUAUUUGUUUCGUGUUAAAAUUACUUCACAGUUUGUCCACUUUUAAUCUAAAUCCUCAAACAAAACAUGUAAUUUCAUGAAAAGUAUCUUAAAGUUUCCCACUUUGACAUUCUUCAGACCCAUUUCCAAGAUAAUACUCUCCUCAAUUACAUAUGUCUUCUCUAAUAAAUACAGCUGACAUUAUUCUGAAUCGUCCUUGAUACAUGAAGCCCCUUUUGUCCAACAAUUUUAGUUUGCAUCUGUUGCCUCAGCGUUGUUCGUUUAACCUUAAAAUAGUAAAUACUUUGACUUGUUUUUUCUUGUUUGAUCACCUUGUAAAUCACUGUUCGGCUUUUUCUCCCCCGUCCCUGUUUUGCAUCAAAUCCAAUCCCAAAUGGAUGACUUCUACGGUCCCGCUGUUGUUCAUUCUCUCUCUUUUAAACACGCUUUAGGAGCCCAACACACACACAUGUUUAAUUGUCUCAUGCAGAAUAGAAAUUAGGUUGAUUUAAAAGAUAGAUAUUACUACUAUGCAUCUCUGUCUUUAUGAAGAUUCUCCCUCUUCUCUCCAGGAGCUUUAGAUGCCAACAUGUGUUUUGUAAGCUGGGAAUUUAAUUGAAACUAUUAUGGGUGUUAAAAAAACUUUUUUUUAAAUUUGAAUUUAAUUUAAAACAAUUAAUUGACAUUCUUUCGAAAUACACUUAUGCUUCUUGCAGAAAGGAAGCCGGUUAGCUCGACUUAGCUUAGCACAAAGACUGGAAACAGGGAAAAGUCUGUUUUAAAAAAAAACGUUGUUGUUUUUUUGUGAUUUGAUGUAUUGGAAAUAUUAUUAUUUAUACAGUACACCUUUUCGAAUGUACUUUUUUGGCGCCUGGAGCACCACAAGCUUUCUAGUUCCAUACAAUUCAAUUUAUUUUUGAGUGAAAUCUUCCCUUUUUAAGGCCUCGAAUCAUCACGUAAUAUCUUAUAUAACUGUAUAACCUGUAUACAAUUGGAAAUGUAAAAAAUGUUGUUUUGGGAGGGUUACGGACCAGACUACUUCCUGGUUGAUAACAAAUCAACUCUCUGGAGUGAGACAACAAAGAAACAGUCCGGGAUGUAACCUUCCUCAUUAAAUCUUGUUUUAACAUUUCAGUUUUGGUACAAAAUGUCAGAAAUUCAAAAAAAGUGUCCAUCCUAGUUCUCAAAUUAAAAGGUGAUAUCUUUAAAUGUCUUGUUUUAUCAGUAAAAAAACCCCAAAGAUAUUCACUUCAAUAUGAUAUCAGAGAAAAGCUCUGGAUUUAGUAACUUAAGGGAAGCAUUUAAAGACAUUUUUGCAUUAAAUAUUUUUUGUGUCAAUCAACUAAUCGUUUUAAACAGGUUUAGCUAUUUCAAAUGUAUGCUAAGCUAAAAAACGUUGUGCUAAACUAAGCUAAUAACUUUGUGCUAAGCUAAUAACUUUGUGCUAUGCUAAGCUAAUAGCUGCUAGGUGUGGCUUCGUAUCAACCUUCUAAAAACGCACUGCAAGAGAGUGUAAAAAGGAUAUUUCCAAAAAACUUUUGAAAACAAAAAAUACUGGAUUUACACUUAUUUAAUUUGAGGUGAAAAUAAGAAAAUCUUCUGAACAUAGGUAACUCAUAUUAUAAUUUAAAUUCCCAGCUCACGCCAUGGUCCUGUUUGUAAAGAGGAAGGAUGCUUUUCACACUUUGUACCUUUUUGUUUCAGUCUCUUCGUCUAAUUUCAGUCAAUUUAGGGACUUUUUUUCAUGAAUAUUUAGCAUUUGUAGCAUAUAAAUAUUAAUCUGUCUGAACUGGGGUUUUUUCGGGCUGCCACGCUGUAUAACGCUGUCAUGUUUUAUCUGCCAUUUUCACUUCAGGUAUUGCAACUGAAAAACUGGGAUUAUUUUUAUGAUUUUGAUCUAUUUUUGUUAUUUUUUUAAUGUCCCACUCUGGGUUUUUUUCUUUGUGGAUUCAUUGAAUGUUCUCGAUGGUUUCUGGUGUCACGUCUUGAGGACAAGAGACGAAGAACUUAUUUUCUCUGUUUCCUAAACUGCUUAAAACUGAAAGUAAUCCCGACAAUGAAGCUGAAAUGGUACUUAUUAUCACUGAAAUAAAAAGGUUAGCUUGUUUUGCACUG
Molecule: messenger RNA, 5156 nt
Organism: Gymnodraco acuticeps
Lineage: Eukaryota; Metazoa; Chordata; Actinopteri; Perciformes; Bathydraconidae
Gene: wdr32
Product: WD repeat domain 32
Exons: 7
Coding region: 183-1766 (527 amino acids)
Cellular component (GO): Cul4-RING E3 ubiquitin ligase complex
Molecular function (GO): protein binding
Source: RefSeq, a predicted model, not a curated record